CCAGCGUGACGCAGCAUUCCAUGGUUGGGGGGGGGCGCAUGCGGAAGCCAGUCUGUGACGUGACCUCCAGCCGAGCUUCCGUGGACUUUCGACUGAGAGCCUGCACCCCCGCCCCCGCCAUCCAUCUGUCCAUCUGCACGGCCUCACUCACCCGCGCCCCCACCCAUCUGCCAUCAGCAUCCCACGCCUCCCCCGCCCCAGACAGGAGCCGGGCACUGCCUCCCUGCCAGAGCGCGGCGGGUGGGGCGCAGGGGACCCGCAGAAGAUGCCGCGACAGCGCAGGUGCAGGGAGGGGCCGGGAGGAGAAGCAGAGGCGGCCCCCCAGUUCCACGAGCCGCGUGUCUUUCGUGGGAGGAGGCCCCCAUGACGCAGCAAUGCAAAGGGACGGUCUGGUGUGUGGGGUGGGGGGGUUGGACCCCACACACAGGCCAGUCCCCCCUUUCCAACCCCGCAUUCCGCCCGGGGCGCUGGGCCUGGAACCAGAAGCGAGGCUCCAGUGGGCCCCCAAUGGCUUUUUCUUCCUGAAGACGCGUGUCGGGCCUGUCUGCGUUGCCAUGGAAACCCGCGAUGACGUAAAUUGGCCGUCCGAGGAGUUGGAUUUGAAGUUUGGCUCUAAGGGGACCCCUCAAGCGCAGCUCCUCCUGGCGGGGGUCCUGCCCGAGCGGGGGUUCGGGCGGAGACUCCUGGCGCGGGCCCUCCGGGGCGUGGCCCUACCCUAUGGCGCUGCGGGCCCUGGUGCGGGACUGCGCCCCCUUCUCCGCCUCCCCCUCUCCCGUCUGUAGAGAGGCUGGGCUUGCUCUGGGCGUCCGCUCCGGGGAGACCCCCGACCCCUCCUCCUCAGUGGCACCCCCACCCCCGCGGGCCAAGCUCCACCUCAAGCCCCAGCGCUGGCUGCCCUCGCCCCACAACCACGCCAUUCCCCGGCCUCUCGGCCCUCCGCUGCUCCGACUCUGCUUCCACGGAUCGCUCCUGUAUCCGAGCCCCGUGGCUCCUCGUCCGUCUCCGCCUGCACACACACGGACGCUGGCUGCACCGGGAAACCUCGCCCGCCGAGUGCCCAUUGCCCCUGCCCGCGCCACGUGGGAACCCAUCUCAGGAAGAGUCUUCAGCCCGGGGACAAGGACUGCCAUCCACCAUGGUGAAGCUGGGCUGCAGCUUCUCUGGGAAGCCAGGUAAAGACCCUGGGGACCAGGAUGGGGCUGCCAUGGACAGUGUGCCUCUGAUCAGCCCCUUGGACGUCAGCCAGCUCCAGCCGCCGCUCCCUGACCAGGUGGUCAUCAAGACACAGACAGAAUACCAGCUGUCCUCCCCAGACCAGCAGAAGAAGUUCCCUGACCUGGAGGGCCAGAGGCUGAACUGCAGCCACCCAGAGGAAGGGCGCAGGCUGCCCACCGCGCGGAUGAUCGCCUUCGCCAUGGCGCUGCUGGGCUGCGUGCUGAUCAUGUACAAGGCCAUCUGGUACGACCAGUUCACCUGCCCUGACGGCUUCCUGCUGCGGCACAAGAUCUGCACGCCGCUGACCCUGGAGAUGUACUACACGGAGAUGGACCCCGAGCGCCACCGCAGCAUCCUGGCGGCCAUCGGGGCCUACCCGCUGAGCCGCAAGCACGGCACGGAGACGCCGGCGGCCUGGGGGGACGGCUACCGCGCAGCCAAGGAGGAGCGCAAGGGGCCCACCCAGGCUGGGGCGGCGGCGGCGGCCACCGAACCCCCUGGGAAGCCGUCGGCCAAGGCGGAGAAGGAGGCGGCGCGGAAGGCGGCCGGGAGCGCGGCGCCCCCGCCCGCGCAGUGACGUCUCCGGCCUCGCAGCCCGGCCCGGGCGUCCUCCGCCAGCUCCUGUGACCAGCGCGUCUCCCGAUGCUCUCUGCCGUGUUCGUGUCCCCAGGCGCCCUCGCUGCAGCCCUGCCCCCAUGGGUCUCUGACUCUGUCGCUUUUCUCUAAGUAAAGAUUUCAUGUCCA
Messenger RNA from Gorilla gorilla gorilla (western lowland gorilla), 1959 nucleotides. RefSeq names its product calcyon neuron specific vesicular protein (gene CALY). Gene Ontology annotation, cellular component: endosome; membrane. Gene Ontology annotation, molecular function: clathrin light chain binding. The record is from RefSeq and is a predicted model, not a curated record. The transcript has 6 exons. Gene Ontology annotation, biological process: clathrin coat assembly; endosomal transport. The coding region runs from base 1136 to 1792 and encodes 218 amino acids. Lineage: Eukaryota; Metazoa; Chordata; Mammalia; Primates; Hominidae.